This is a messenger RNA of Colletotrichum siamense, 3315 nucleotides long. RefSeq names its product NAD(P) transhydrogenase. The coding region runs from base 1 to 3315 and encodes 1104 amino acids. The record is from RefSeq and is a predicted model, not a curated record. The transcript is spliced from 6 exons. Lineage: Eukaryota; Fungi; Ascomycota; Sordariomycetes; Glomerellales; Glomerellaceae. Gene Ontology annotation, biological process: NADPH regeneration; proton transmembrane transport. Gene Ontology annotation, molecular function: NAD binding; NADP binding. Gene Ontology annotation, cellular component: mitochondrial inner membrane.
AUGGUGAACCUAUCCGUCUUGCGGCCAGUUCUGGCCACCAACCUCUGCUCAUCCCGCGCUUCCGGGCGGCUCGUCCCUCGCUCGUGGCCGGUCGGUCUAGAAGUCGCACCGGCUACUCUGGCUUUUGAAGGCCAGCGCAAGUGGAAUUGCACACAUGCGCGAGCUCGCCAGACGACGGCCCUUGUUCCGGCCGUCUCGAGGCCUCUUCAGCUCGUUCGCCAUGCUUCCGUAGUCUCCGGACCUGUCACCACCGCGCCCUACUCCACGGUUGUGGAGCCCCCGUCUGUCCCGUACGCCAACCUUGCUGUUGGCGUCCCCAAGGAGAUCUAUCUCAAUGAGCGUCGCGUCGCGUUAACACCCCAGAAUGUAGCUUUGCUGCUCAAAAAGGGCUUCUCCAAAGUCCUUGUAGAGCAAGGCGCCGGAGCCGCGGCCGACUUCCCUGACGCCGCCUACGAAACCGCCGGCGCAACGCUUGUUGACAGCGCCGAGAAAGUCUGGUCCGGCUCCGAUAUUGUUCUCAAGGUCCGCGGGCCAAUUCCCGCCGAGAUCGAGCUCAUGAAAGAGAAGCAGACCGUCAUCUCCUUUCUGCAGCCUGCGCAAAACAAGCCACUCGUAGAGAAGCUCGCGGCGCAGAAGGCCACCUCUUUUGCCAUGGACCAAAUUCCCCGGAUUUCACGUGCCCAGGUCUUUGACGCUCUUAGCUCCAUGGCCAACAUUGCUGGAUACAAGGCUGUUCUUGAGGCUUCCAACAAUUUUGGUCGCUUCUUGACCGGCCAGGUUACCGCCGCCGGCAAGGUUCCUCCUUGCAAAGUACUUGUCAUUGGCGCUGGUGUUGCUGGACUGAGCGCAAUCGCAACCGCUAGGAGACUCGGCGCGAUCGUGCGAGGCUUCGAUACACGUCCCGCGGCUCGAGAGCAGGUUCAGUCGCUAGGCGCCGAGUUCAUCGAGGUCGACAUCAAGGAGGACGGCUCCGGAGCUGGCGGAUACGCCAAGGAGAUGUCCAAGGAGUUCAUCGAAGCCGAGAUGAAGCUGUUCACUGAACAAGCCCGCGAGGUCGACAUCAUCAUUACCACUGCCCUGAUCCCUGGAAAGCCGGCGCCUAAGCUCAUUACGAAGUCAAUGCUCGAGAUCAUGAAGCCCGGCUCGGUCGUCGUCGACUUGGCAGCUGAGGCAGGCGGAAACUGCGAGAAGACCAAGCCUGGAGAGCUCUAUGUUUACAAGGACGUCAAGAUCAUUGGUUACACAGACUUGCCUUCGCGACUGCCCACGCAAUCAUCAACCCUGUACUCCAAUAACAUAACCAAGUUUCUACUGUCCAUAGCUCCAAAGGAGAAGCAGUUCGGAAUCGACCUGUCUGAUGAGGUUGUCCGAGGAGCGAUCGUCACUCAAAAUGGAGACAUCAUCCCACCAGCUCCUCGCAAGGCUCCUCCUCCAGCUCCAGCUCCGCCUCCGACUCCUACCGCUGCCGCCGAAGCUGAAGUCGUCGCUUUGACACCAUUUCAGAAGACUUCCCGCGAAGUUGCGACCGUCACCGCUGGUAUGGGAACUGCGCUUGCAGUGGGAACGGUGACCGGACCUCUCUUCAUGACAUUCUCUCUCGCUUCCCUCAUCGGAUACAGAGUCGUGUGGAACGUUUCGCCCUCGUUACACUCGCCAUUAAUGUCCGUGACGAAUGCGAUUUCUGGAAUGGUUGGAAUUGGCGGCCUAUUCAUUCUAGGUGGUGGCUAUGUUCCUCAGACGAUCCCUCAAGUUCUCGGCGCCCUCUCUGUUCUCCUCGCCUUCGUAAAUGUAUCUGGCGGUUUCGUCAUCACGAAGCGAAUGUUGGACAUGUUCAAGCGACCGACUGACCCACCGGAAUACCCAUGGCUUUAUGCCAUCCCCGCGGCCUUGUGCGGCGGAGGAUAUAUUGCUGCAGCGGCCACUGGGGCUAGUUUUUUAGUUCAGGCUGGGUAUGCUGUCAGCUCUGUCCUCUGUAUUAGUUCCCUCUCCAGCUUGGCAUCUCAGUCCACAGCUCGCAUGGGUAACAUGCUGGGCAUGCUCGGAGUUGGCUCCGGUGUGCUGGCCUCUCUUCUGGCUGUUGGCUUCUCUCCUGAGGUUCUAACUCAGUUUGGUGCUCUGGCGGCUCUUGGAGGUAUUGUCGGUCUUCUUAUCGGCAAGCGGAUCACUCCUACGGACCUUCCUCAGACCGUUGCCGCCCUCCACUCCGUGGUUGGUCUGGCAGCUGUAUUGACUUCUAUCGGAAGUGUUAUGGCGCAUAUUGACGACAUUUCAACGCUCCAUAUGGUUACUGGCUACUUGGGAGUCCUCAUAGGUGGUAUUACCUUCACUGGAUCCAUUGUCGCAUUCCUCAAGCUAGCCGGCAGGAUGUCUUCAAAGCCGCUCAUGCUACCCGGAAGACAUGUCUUAAACUCUGGCAUGCUCACAGCUAACAUUGCUACCAUGGGUGCCUUUGUGACGAUGGCGCCCGGCUCACCCAUGAUUGCUGCCGCAGCUCUGUCAGCAAACACCAUCCUGUCUUUCAUCAAGGGCUAUACCACAACAGCUGCGAUUGGAGGAGCAGAUAUGCCUGUCGUCAUCACAGUGCUGAACGCGUACUCUGGCUUCGCUCUUGUGGCAGAAGGAUUCAUGCUAGAUAACCCGCUUCUAACUACAGUAGGAGCCCUCAUCGGCGUAUCUGGUUCCAUUCUAUCGUACAUUAUGUGCGUGGCGAUGAAUCGAUCGCUGACAAACGUCUUAUUUGGUGGUAUAUCGGCACCGCAGCAAUCGGACUACAAGAUAGAGGGGGCGAUAACGCAAACAAACGUGGAAGACACGGCUGAAGCUCUCGUCAACGCCGAAAAUGUGAUCAUAGUAGUGGGCUACGGUAUGGCUGUGGCCAAGGCGCAGUACGCCAUCAGCGAAAUCACGAGCAUGCUGCGAGCAAAGAACAUCAACGUCCGCUUCGCCAUUCACCCGGUGGCUGGUCGCAUGCCCGGUCAGUGCAACGUCCUGCUCGCAGAGGCGAGCGUGCCCUACGACAUCGUCUUGGAGAUGGACGAGAUCAAUGAUGACUUCAACGACACUGACGUAACGCUGGUUAUUGGUGCCAACGAUACCGUCAACCCCAUCGCCUUGGAGCCUGGUAGCCCCAUUGCCGGUAUGCCCGUGCUGCAAGCGUGGAAGAGCAAGCAAGUCAUCGUAAUGAAACGAGGCAUGGCUAGCGGAUACGCCGAUGUACCCAAUCCAAUGUUCUACAUGCCUGGAACACGCAUGUUGUUUGGAGAUGCUAAAGUUACUUGCGACGCAAUCAAAGCAGCUGUCGAGGCCCGAGCAUAG